Messenger RNA from Eublepharis macularius, 1426 nucleotides. It is a transcript of the gene HSPB3, whose product is annotated as heat shock protein family B (small) member 3. The record is from RefSeq and is a predicted model, not a curated record. The transcript has a single exon. Lineage: Eukaryota; Metazoa; Chordata; Lepidosauria; Squamata; Eublepharidae. Gene Ontology annotation, cellular component: cytoplasm; nuclear speck. Bases 128 to 577 code for a protein of 149 amino acids.
CUGAGCUAAAAACGAGACGCUACAUCAACGGAUAAACUAGUAUGUAAGUGGGUGUACAGCUGAUCAGGAAGACUCCUCUGUUUUGACUGAACAGAAGAAAGCAGUAAGUUACCAUAUUCUUUUAGUGAUGGAAGGAGUACUAGUUAUACGGCACAGGGUGGAAACGCCAGUACGUUAUCAGGAGUAUUUUGCCGAGCAAGAUUUUGAAGCGUGCAGGUUAAACCACUGUCUGUAUGCGCUGCCAGGCCCAGCCACAGCUGUUCAAACGAAGAACACAGAGACAAUAAAGAAUACAGCUGAGGCAGAGCAGAAGUGCCCAAAGAAAGGAAAACCCAAAUUUCAAGUCUUGCUAGAUGUUGUGCAAUUCCGUCCAGAAGACGUUAUCAUCCAGACCUUUGAAGGCUGGCUCCUGAUUAAAGCUCAGCACGGACCUAGGAUGGAUGAACAUGGCUUUAUAACCAGAAGCUUUACUAGACAAUACAAACUGCCAGAAGGAAUUGAAACAAAAGAUCUGACUGCUCUCUUCUGCCAUGAUGGCAUUUUGGUUAUUGAAAUCAAGACUGUGGCAGAGAAUUAAUUAUGAGACUUUUUGCUUCUGGUGAGACAAGAUGGUUACCAUAUCGUAACUUGAACAAUCUGAUGCUGUGAGUGUGCAUGCAGAAUUGCGUUUCCAGUGAGGAAAAGUCAAGCUUGUUUUAUUCAAUGUGUUGAGUUUGUUUGGUGUGAAAGAUAAUUUUUCCUCCCAGCAGCUUCAUAUGUACCAGUACUCUUAGCAAGUCAAAAAGUAUUUCUGCCCAACGGUCUAAUAGAACAGACAGAAGGCAUGAAACAAUGUGCAAGCAAAAUUUAGGGGCUAUGAAAGAAGAGUGUGAAAAUGUGUGGAAUGGGAGGAAUACAUCCAAGACACUCUCGGUCGAGACUGGACUAUGCUUUUGAAUGAAAUGUAAUUUUCAUGCCUGAAAAUGCUGCAUUUAUUAGCACCGUGACCACAAACGAAAGAAGUCAUUUAUGUGCAAGAAAGAGAAUCGCACAGCUGGAGCUUUCUUUAAAGUUUGCCCUGCAGCAGUUCCCACUCAUGAAGAGGCAAGCCACUUCUUAAACUGAACAAUAGCUUCACAUUCCCAAAUAUAUCAGUAUACUGCACAGCUGUAUGCACAGAGAGAUUAUUUCCUCAGUUGUAUCUAACAAUUGUUCUUCAAAGUGUUUCUAACCCACAAAGUUUUGUUACACGUAUAUUCUAAAUCUUCUUGUAUUCUGCUUUUGGGAGAACGACAGCUGCUUAGCAAGACUGCCUUCUUUUAAGAUAAGUAUGACUGCUGAGCUAUGAAUAGUAAAAGAAUCCAGAGGAGAAAGCCAAGCUAAAUAUAGGCUCUCUUUAUGGACACCUGCCAUAUGGGCGAAAUAAAAGAUGGAAUAUUUCAGUUUA